CACCUGCUUUAGAACGCCUCAAAAACAGUUUUAAUCCUCUUCUUCAAACCUCCUCUCCGAUAUGUAACCUCUACCUGCCUCCAUUGGUCGGCCGUGUCGGCAGUCCAGCGCCUCCGACGUUCAAUCGAUGUCCCACCAGACGAGCGCUUCACUGACUCAAAAUGGAAGGAUAUAUCCACAGGUCGGCGACUAAUGGAUCGAGAACGCCUUUAAUCAUCUCACCAAGUCGAUGGUUCUUCUACUUCACAUAAUCAUCUUGCUGCACGGAACCAUCGACGGUCCAAUGGCAAGAAGACGAUUUCCAGAUGUAGAAGAGUUCUAUCAGCAGUGCGACCCUGGAAAUGGCAUGAAGCACAGAUGCCAGCUGCUAGGCCGCUCCAAAGAAACGAACACAACAGCAGCAAUAGUGGCUCAAACGGAGCAGGGCAGUAGAGUAGUAUUGGCCAUAUUAGAUGGUGGUGGUGGCACUGUGUGAACUUCCAUAGAUGGGAUAGAUUUUCCAUGAAGGCUUUUUCUCAAAUCAGUUGGACCUCAUAUUUGGCAUCUGGAAGGAUGUAAGUGGGAAUGUUCGCUAUUGUUGCAAGAUAUGGUUAGGUGAACUGCAGGUGUGAAAUCGGUGGAUAGAGAUUGGAAGGUGAGGAAAUUGAUCACUCAUACAUCGGAAUUUGUAGGGCUUCACACCGGAUGGUUUAAUUCUAUUUCAAGGUUUCAUUUUUAUAAUUUGAGGACGAUAUUGCCCCUGAACAUUGUUUUUAAAUUAAUAAAAUUCAAUAUUUAUUGUUUUAGGACGAUAUUGCCCCUCCACACUUUUAAUAUUAAAAAAAAAUUCAUUUUUAGGACCAUAUUGCCCCUGCUUUUAUAUUAAUAAAAUUAAUUUCUUUAUAGUUUUAGGACCAUAUUGCCCCUACUUUUGAAUAUGUUCAACAAUUUAAGGUAUUGUCAUCAACAAACGUAAAGUACAAAUCUUGCAAAAUAGGUAUGGUGUUAUGGUGUGUUUCUGAAUAUCAUCUAGGUUUUAUGCAAUUUAACUUUUUUUAUACGCCCAUACUAUUUUAUCGUUUUAUGUACUCAUACUUUUUUUGGAUAAAAAAAGUUAUUUUAACAGUUUUGACCAAACUACCCCUACAUGUUGUUUUUUGGUAAAAAACAAGUGGACGUAUUUUUGCUUCUUCUUGCAUUUAGCCCGCUAAAUAUUUCCAAUAAUUUUUUUAUUCUUAUAGCAUUUUACUUCUUUGUUAUUUUUUAUAACAGUUGCAUGGUUUUAAGGUAAAUUUCAUUACCUUUUUGUAUCUAAUAAUGGUUAUAUUUCAUUCCACUCACUAAUCUAUUGAUGAUUUCCGAAUGGGAAAUUGCCUCCAUAGACAAUAAGAUUGUACAAAUGAUAGCAUUUGGUGAUUCAGCAGAGAAGGAGGCGAGAGCAAAAAGGCAACUGAUUCCAACGGACCUACCAAGAUUUCAAACAAAGAAACUUAGGGUUUCUUGCUUUCUUCCCCAAUUCUAUUUCAAUAUCCACUUACCUUAGAGGGGAAUAAUGCUUACAACAUUGACAGAUGCAUCCAAUGCAAGACAUCCAUAUCUGCAGUUCUGCACAUAGAAGCUGUUCGUCAAGAUGCAAGUUCCAUGAAUAAGAAAUUAGCAAUCUAUCCACCUCCUCAUAAAAAUCUUUUGUAAACAUACACAUAUUAUAAUUCUAUCAGUGUACCAACCUUAUUCAAUUACUCUAGCAACCUUCUGU
Molecule: messenger RNA, 1735 nt
Organism: Lactuca virosa
Lineage: Eukaryota; Viridiplantae; Streptophyta; Magnoliopsida; Asterales; Asteraceae
Source: the annotation of a GenBank genome assembly